AUGGAUGAUGACCGUUUCGAUCCUCAAGGUCUCCUGGAAUCAAUCGAGCUCACCAGGCAGGCUGAAGCAUUCCACCACGAAAUAUCGUGUCUCCGCACAUGUGCGAACGCUGAAGUCGGGGUGAUUUUGGACCGUAUCAAGCGCAUGAAGGCGGAUCUGCGAGGGCCCUGGUCGCCUCCUCGCGGGGGUGUAUUAUCGCCACCCGCGAACCACGAAGCAGAACUACCAAAAGCUCGCGCAUUGAUCCAUUCUCGACUGGAGUGCUGCCUCUUGCACAUGUUUAUCGGACGACCCUUUAUCCUCGCGCACCGUCACGCGCGGACCAAUGCACAUUCCAAGGACGCCAAUGCCGCAUCCCCAGAAGUACGCCAGAGGAAAGCAUCCGAGUCCCACUCACAGUGGGACUUCUUGGUCCAGGACUGCGUUGCGGCCGCGAAGGAAGUUAUCAGCACAUGUCAAAUCAUGCAGACGGGCGACAUGGGCCUUGCAAAGUCGUCAUAUGCCGAAUACAGUUCCUGCCGCGCGUCCCUGCUGGUCUUGAUCGCCUAUAGCAUAUGUUACCGGACGAACGAGUUCGCAAACACCCUACAAGUAGGUCUUCAGGCGAUCAGAGAGAUGGCUUCGGCGGGCGAUUCCGCGCGUUCAGAAGUGUCGCUCCUAGAGACACUGGAAGCGGCGCUGCAUCGACUUCACGUUUUCAAUCCAUUACCCAGUCAACCUGCGGUCACGGAAGCAAAUGAUGCAGCUGAAGAGGGCUACAACGGUCUUCUUAACUGGUAUAAGAAAGCAGAAAAGUCCACAGUCCCUCGUUUUGGGCCUCCAGCAUCCGGACAUGCAAAUGUACAGGCAGCAACGGCGCAGGGCCCAAGGAUAACACCUAACAGAACCGAUGCAACAGUGGAUACCAUGCCAAGCUAUGUACCCCUUGAUGGCUAUCCGUUCGAUUUCGAUCUACUUAACUCGGAUGGAAGCGAGGCGUUCUUCACCUCAGACUUUGGUGACCAUGGUAACGCAGAGAGGGAGUUCUUUGAGAGCCUUUCAUGGUUACCGAAGUGA
Molecule: messenger RNA, 1056 nt
Organism: Alternaria triticimaculans
Lineage: Eukaryota; Fungi; Ascomycota; Dothideomycetes; Pleosporales; Pleosporaceae
Exons: 2
Coding region: 1-1056 (351 amino acids)
Source: RefSeq, a predicted model, not a curated record